Messenger RNA from Pecten maximus, 6509 nucleotides. RefSeq lists its product as uncharacterized. The transcript has 7 exons. Lineage: Eukaryota; Metazoa; Mollusca; Bivalvia; Pectinida; Pectinidae. The record is from RefSeq and is a predicted model, not a curated record. Gene Ontology annotation, cellular component: membrane. Gene Ontology annotation, molecular function: adenylate cyclase inhibiting G protein-coupled glutamate receptor activity. Gene Ontology annotation, biological process: G protein-coupled receptor signaling pathway. The coding region runs from base 422 to 4963 and encodes 1513 amino acids.
UUACCUGAGCUUAGUUAUGACAGUACGUAGGCUGUCGACCUUGACAUACCUGUGUAAAAAAAGUAUGUUAUUGUGAACAUUAUUGGAAAUAGGCAGUGUAACGAUGUUGAGUCCAUUAUAUUCAAUCAGAUUACCCAAUACCACAGAUGGAGUUACACACGCGAACGGACGGACGUCUGUGACACGAUGCUAAACAUGAUAUGUACCUGCCAUUACGGUUUCACCUUCGUCAUGGUGUGUUACCUGACAAAUGAUAUACCUGAAGCCACGUGAUGUGCCACAAGUUUACGUUUAAACCAGACUGGAGGAUAGAGGCACAAAUUCGACACAAGACGCCCAAUUAGUGUGAAAUGACCCAAACUGACCAGUGCGCUUUACACCAUUAGCAGUAGUAGGACAGGAGGUCACGCCUAUAGUAGUCAUGUAUUGGUUGUAUGGGUUUGUUUACAUUUGGACAGGUCUUCUUGUGUGCUUCGCCAGUAACCAGUGUCUACCAAUGGACGGCCACUGUAGAGAUAGAACUAUCUCUUCCAAUGGUACACUCAACUUUGCGGUGAUCGCAAAUAUGCACGAGACUUUAUCGGGGAAGUAUUGCGGAGGUAUAUCUACCCAAGGAUUCCAAACCGCUAUUGCGAUAGAAUGGAUUACCAAUAUCCUGAGCAGUUAUAUACCAGGGAUAACACUGGGUUUCAAUAUAUACGAUGACUGUGGACUGCCAUCUUUGGCAACCGACGCCAUCAUCGAUAUUCUUCCUGAAGGGAAACCAGCUGAUCUUGUGGCUUGUGACAUCACGUCAAACAAUUCAACUUUCACAGGAAUCAUCGCCAUGACGACUGUUGAAACUACAAUGGUUUUAUCGGAUAUUGUAGAACCAGACACUCCGUUUAUUAGCGGGAUUGCACGUUCUCCUUCCUUGGAAUUGAAAGACAAUAUCUUGUUUACUGUACCGUCCAUAAAAGAAGAAGUUAAGGCAGCUUAUCAACUGAUGCAUACACUGAAGUGGUAUUAUGUCAUCAUCGUUCACACAGAUGAAGAAAUUGGAAAACUGUAUCUGGAAGAAUUUGAAUUACAACGGAAAGAAACAAAAGUGUGUAUAGGAGGAAUUAAAGAAAUCACGAUAAAGUACGCAUGGGAUGUGGAUGUCGUAAAAUCAGACGUCAAAAAAUUAAUUAACUAUCUCGAAAAUGAACAAAGUCAUACUCUAGAUGAAAAGAUGGGGGUUGUAUAUUUGGGUGGAACUGUCGCGGCCAGGUAUAUUAUUCAGAGUAUUAUUGACGAGAAGAGUACACAGGCUAGAAAUUUACAGUGGAUCAUGUUAUCCAACAUCAAAACAGACUCCAAUGUCAUCACAAUGAUAGAGACAUCGGCAGCAAAGGAGGAUAAACUGGAUAUUUUUCUGGUGACAGUCUCGCCACACGGUUUUGUAAAUUUGAAUACAUUUAAAGAAUAUUUCAUUGAUAGACUGCUUAAAGGCGAUCCUGAAGGAAAAUACAGACCUUGGUUCGAUAAAUACAUGGCCAAGGUUUACACCUGUUGGCCUAACUGUGACCGACAGUCUCUGGAGCGUGGCUACCAACAAGAUAUCAACUCCGUCAGCGCAGUCGUGGCUGUAAUGGCUUUAGCAUCCGCUAUAAACAAAGUACAUUCUGACUACUGCGGAAACCAGAUCGGUGUAUGUCCUGCACUUCAGAGCAAGGAUGGCCUUCACAAACUGGUCAUGGACAAAUUGAGAUCUACUACCAUACCGCUUAAUUCCAAUUCUACACAUUUACCACAGGAACUAUCGUCUUUGGAUACAACCAUUCAGAUAGUGGAUCGGCAUUUCCACAUCGACGGGACAGCCAUGGUCAACUUUUUCAAGUACAACAGCAGUAACACCCGAGUGAUAUUUGAUAAGAUCGGGACUCCAAGAUCGAGUCUCCAUUUCUCUAUAUGUAAAGACGAGUGUGGUCCGUGUGUCCAGGAGGAGGAUGCGCAGUAUGCGUAUGUGGACGGAGAUAUUAUCAUCCUUGGCUUGUUCUCGAUACGGGAAUCCCAGGGUGACUUCGGCUGUGGAGGGUACAGAGAUGACGACCAGGCUAUUGUGACUGCCCUAGCCUUUAUACAAGCUAUCAAACAGUUACCCCUAAUAGAUGGGAAGCGUAUCGGAGGAUUAGCGUUGGACGACUGUUAUGCUUCUCUAAACACCUCUUAUUUCUUGACGCAGUUGUUUAGUGGCAAGAGGAAGUUAAAAUUUAAAACAUCGACAUCGGAACAAAGCAUAGACAUGUCAAAAGUUCGGUUUGUAGUUGGCGCUGUUUCGAGUGACGUCACACUCGUUGUCGCCGAUCUUUUAACGCACCUCAAUAUACCGAUGGUAUCGUACGGUGCCUCCUCAGUCUUUCUCGAUAACAGACGCGUAUACCCAUACUUUCUCAGGACCGUGCCGAGCGAUAAACUCCAGGUGGACGGGAUCGUUGACGUUCUUAAACAUCUUGACUUUUCAUUCGUUGGUGGCAUUUAUUUAGAUGAUGCAUACGGAUAUAAUGGGAUACUAGAUGUUGAAAAUAAGGCUAAUGAUAACGGGAUAUGUAUCAUCAGCAAACAGAUGGUCACCAGUAACUACCAGAGUUAUCCACUACUAGAGCAGACACUUCUUCAGAAUGUCGUGAAGGUCGUGGUAUUUUAUGGCAUUUCCACAGUUGCCAAGGAGAUGCUUGACAACUUCAACAACCCGUAUGUAUUUAUCGCCAGCGAGGCAUGGGGCAAGGAUCCAGAUCUCAUCACACAGCAAACCGGAUCCAAGAGUAGAGGGUCGCUUGUUUUCCAGACAGAUACGACCUACCACACAGACGACACCCUGAGAAAUUAUCUCGUGUCCAUAUCGCCUAGGAAUGAUACCGGUCUGCCUUGGGUGGAACAUUUGUGGGAGAACUUCUUAGAAUGUGAUUUCCCUUGGUCAAUUGACAAGAAAUUCACAAACAACCCCGAGUGUUCAAUGGACGCGAGAAUAAAUCAGACCUCCGCAUCUCACUUGAGUGAUUAUCAGCGUGUAGUACACGUGAGUCAUGCUGUGAAGGCGAUUUGGACAGGUUGUAGUGUAUCGUCGAGAUGUAUGACUCCAACUCUGGACAGAGAAUUCGCUGAACAGUUGACAAAUGCCAUCAAAAAUGUGAAACUAACAACGGUGGAAGGCACUCCCUUCAAACUCUUCAAGGAUGAUGGCAACGGCUACAUGGGCCUCUCUAUUUUCAACAUACAACAGGGACAAGACAAUAAAUAUUCCUACAAGAAGGUAGGGACUUAUAGUGAAGAAGGACAACUAAUUUUAAAACUAGACCAGAUCCAAUUUUACGAUUCGUUUGGGCAGCUGGUGCCAGCCAGCAGCGUCGAGGCCACAUGUAAACCUGACUUAUGUAAGGGAAUCUGCCAGAUCGUGCCUCCCGCCAACAAUACGACAAUAGCUCCCGUCACAGACAAACCUGUCACUCCCGCGCCUACCUCUCCAGGCGGGUCCAUCAGUGCUGAUAGGAUAGUGAUGGCUAUCGUCAUUGGCCUCAUGUUCGUCACCAUGAUCCUCCUAAUAGUUUUACUAUUUCGUCAACACAAUACCAACAAGAAGAUGACCACCGAGCAGACGUCAAUGCACAGCCACAAUACUACAAGCAUGCAAAAUUUGGACAACAUGUACGAGGAAGUAGGAAGUUCGCGAGGGAAUUCAAAUCAAGGUUUCGAAAUGCAUCGUGGCCAUUUAAGAGAUUUUACGGAUGGAUCGUUUGGUGAUUCUAGUGGAAGCAUGAAUAAAAAAUCAAUUGAGUAUUCGGAUAUAGUCCAAAGUCUUCCGGAUCUGACAAAACCAGGUGCCCCCCGAACAGCUUCAUCAUCAGCUUCCGGUUCCGGUGGGGACGCAAGUAGCGUUCCUUCUAGAGGAAGUCGGGUAACCGAUAAGAAUAGUUCAGGAAUGUCGGACACUUCCGGUCCUUCGAGUAUUGGAGAUCGUAAUCACCUUACUUAUGUCACAGCCGGACAACUUGCUUUGGUGGACGAGGAUGUGUUGGCAGAACCUCCUCCUAGCUACUUGGAUUUGAAUGGCACGGUCGAGGCGAACGUCAAUCCACCUCAGAAUUCGACACUACAAAGGCGACAGUUGCAGCAACGAAAUCGUGACGCUUAUUACCCAAACCAAUCGCCUGAAAAUGUUCCUCCGCCAGUAAGUACGACCAAUGCGUACAGACCAAACCGACCACAUACUCUGCCGGGACUAGGUCCUGACCAGCCUUCCAACCUUCGGUUUGCUCAACCUCCUCCUGAUACACGCCUACAAACUCCACCCUUACACCCUCCUUCGACAGAACAGCAACAUUCUUUGUAUCUGCAUCCUUUCGCACAAGACCAUCCGUCUAGCCCGCCAUCUAGUCAUUUUAUACCCGUAAGUCAGUCCGCCAACAGCCAUAUGACAGGUGCCAAUCCAAAUCAGUUGUAUCUUUUAGCGAACAAUCAGAAUCGAGAAUCUGUCAUGUAUCUAGAUCCCUUGCAGUCGCCACAAAAUACAAACGUUGUACGCAAUGGGGGAUAUGCCGCUCAAUCAACUCCCAUAGUGUUGUUUGAUCAAAAUGGCGUCCCUCGUAUUUUCACAGAAAGUAGUUUAACCCCAUACACAGGAGACUCUCCAGUACCCAUAGCACCACAACAAAGACCAAUCCCAGUGACACUCGCCGCUUUAGAGAAUCAAAGUACGGACAGAGAGCCAAAUCAAACCGACAGAUCACGUCAGAGUAAAGUCCCUUUGCAAUAUCCGGUAUCUCCAAUAGGACAAAACAAUAGUCCUAGACAACAUAGACAUAUUCCUUCCACAUUAUCACCAACAGUGGGAAUCCACCGGCCCGUACCGCGGAAGUCAUAUUCGUCUAGUGGAAGUGGUUCAACCUCUCAACUCUCUCCCUCCUUCCUAGAUGAUGACCCUGGGGAGGAAAUUACCAUAUAAAUAUAAACAGCAUCACGUGAUCAUUACUGUGUUAUAUCGAUGUAUCAUAAGUUUUGCACUUGGAGAUAUCUUUAAUCCAGAUUUACCUCGAAUUUCAAAGUGCAACGAAUCUGUAACCUUGAUAUUUUAAAGGCAGUAAGCAAACUCUCAGUAUUUACCGAACAAAAAAUCCUGCAAGUCAUUUUGUUUUACGCUUCUUUGCAUUGGUUAGCAGUACUAGUGUACAAAUGUAGCCAGUGUGAUUGUAUAUGUGUAACGGGUCGUUUCGCGCUAAAUCCUGUUCGCCCUAAGGGUCGUUCCGUGCUAAACCCCGUUCGCCCUAGGUUGUUUCGCCCUAAUUUAUUUUAUCCUUUUCGUCAGGUGGUAUAUAUGUUUUAAACAAGUUAUUAAACAAACCAAACUUACAUUUCUCUUCAACGUUUAUUUAGACGUUUCUGGGCAUAGUACUCUCCCUUGAAUGACGUAAGACUUCAUGGCCGCCAACAAGCAGCCGAUGAACAAAUAUUUAAGAUUAAACACCCAAAAUAGUUUUGUGUUUGUUGAUUCGUCCAUUGUUUUCACUUUUUUUAAUUACUGGGAUACCAUACAACUUAAUUUGGUCUACUUUGCUACAACAACACGUGUGUAGAUAUCAAGAAAAGAAAAUAUCGUAACACAUUUAAUGGAUUCAAAUUAAUUCUAACGAAUGUUAUUGGUAACAUAUAACGCUACUAAAAUGAAAAGAAAUAAACAACCAUGGUUUCUCCCUAAAAUUUUAGUUUUAGGGCGAGACAACCUAGCUUAUAACUGAUACUAUACCACGGAUAUUUUGCUUCUCAGUAAAGAAUUUCUAGGAAAUUUUUUUAUGAGACGGCAAGAAUUAUGCAUCUUCAUCACUUUCGAUCAUAGGGGUUGUGCAAUUGAGGAAAGAUCUUUGAGCCUGUUCCAGGCAGGUACCACUUUUAUACAUUACAGAAAAUUGUUGUGUUCAGUAGAUGAACGAUAACUUGUACAAAAUAGACCAAACUCGUACAUAAAAUGUGGAGGCUAGCACGCUAUAUACAACAUGCAUUUGUGCCAAACUUUAAGAGUAUCGAAUUUGUGAAAUUACCUCGUGGUAGUCCACAAUACUCCGAACUAUGAUUUAAAACGUGUCAUCUGAACUCAAAUAAUUGUCGUACCGCUUCAAAUUAGUCGUUUUUAAUUCAUAUUUGAUAAAACUAUAUACACACACAUACAAAUGUAUAUUGAUCGUAUUAUAAUUAAGAGUAUAGUAAAUAUUGAUGUUCUGAUGUGAUUGUGUAUACCACUCUGUUUACAUGGACACGUGCUUCUGUUUUGUUGUCCGAUAUAAUUCAAAGUUUGACGCAACAUUCUUUCCAAGUUCAAAAUGUAUUUGUUUUGUUAUAUAUGCUCAAAUAUUUAAAUAUCUGCGAUGUAGAUGUGUUAACAUGGUGCCAAAGUCUGUACUACUACAAUGUAAUAUAUUGUGAAACAGUAUACGUAGAUGAUAUAUAUAUAUAAAGAUAUACCUUGUAUGCAAUGCUCAUAAAACAAUAACAAAUAA